AUGGCAGACUCCAAAACUGAGACCAAAACUCUUGAGGCCAAGUGCCACUGUGGCUCUGUUCACUUUACCGUCGAUAUUCCCAAGGCCUCUCUUCCUCUUUCUCUCUACCUCUGCCAUUGCAGCAUCUGCCGCUUCACUACUGGGGCGCCAUGCAUCUUUCACACGUCUUUGGGAGAGGGGAUCAAGCCCAACUUCAUAGCGCCAUCGAGUGAGAAGAGCUUGACCACUUACUCCAUCAAGGGAGCCGAUUGCACCUACGACUUCUGCUCAACUUGCGGAUGUCACAUUGCGGGUGUUGCACUUGAUAGACAGGAGUGGACGGUCUCCACAUCCAUCUUUACAGACCAUGGCCCUGAUAACUUCAAGAUCACGACGCAUACCUUUAGUGAUUCAGCCAAGGAUAAGGGCUUUGCUCAGAUCUUGACGCACAUAGAUGGCGUCAAGCUGCCAGAGUGGAAUCCUCCAAAAGACGAUCCUCGAGCCAAGAUUGUCGAAGCAGAGCCAGAAGUCGGCGAGGACGGAGAAGAACGCCUGCGAGCCGAGUGUCACUGUGGAGGCGUCUCCUUCACAAUCAGGCGUCCUACACAAGAAAUUCGCGAUCAUGAGCUAAUGCACGAAAUCGUUUCUCCAACGGAUCCGACAAAAUGGCUGGCCUCGUACGACACGUGCAGCGACUGCCGCCGCAUACACGGAACGCACCUCGUUGGCUGGACGUUUCUGCCUCUCUCGUUCUGCGAGCCAGAGAUCAAGAGCGAUCUCAAGAUUGGCACCUCAAAAGUGUAUGCCUCGUCGCCAGAUGUCCAGCGAUGCUUCUGUGGCACUUGCGGCGCAACCAUCUUCUACGCAAACGACCCUCGGAAACUGAAAGGUCCAGGAAACUGGCAAGUCGUUGACAUUGCGACGGGUAUUCUUCGAGCGCCGGAGGGAUCCAUGGCUGAGAACUGGCUAACCUGGAGAUCGCGCCUGGCUUGGGACGAGGAUUGCAAAGAGUUUGAUCCAGCAUUUUUUCACGGGCUGGAAGAAGGCAUGAAGAAGUAUGUCAUUGGGAAGAGUGGGAGAGAAUUGACGAACACGAUUAAUUUCUAA
This is a messenger RNA of Trichoderma virens Gv29-8, 1086 nucleotides long. RefSeq lists its product as uncharacterized. The record is from RefSeq and is a predicted model, not a curated record. NCBI's taxonomy places the organism in Eukaryota, Fungi, Ascomycota, Sordariomycetes, Hypocreales, Hypocreaceae. Gene Ontology annotation, molecular function: carbon-sulfur lyase activity. The coding region runs from base 1 to 1086 and encodes 361 amino acids. The transcript has a single exon.